Messenger RNA from Anguilla anguilla (European eel), 2659 nucleotides. RefSeq names its product 26S proteasome non-ATPase regulatory subunit 3. NCBI's taxonomy places the organism in Eukaryota, Metazoa, Chordata, Actinopteri, Anguilliformes, Anguillidae. The record is from RefSeq and is a predicted model, not a curated record. The transcript has 12 exons. Gene Ontology annotation, biological process: regulation of protein catabolic process; ubiquitin-dependent protein catabolic process. Bases 168 to 1709 code for a protein of 513 amino acids. Gene Ontology annotation, molecular function: protein binding; enzyme regulator activity. Gene Ontology annotation, cellular component: proteasome regulatory particle, lid subcomplex; proteasome complex.
CUUAUCCCCACAAUCCUUUGCGGUCCAUCCGGAGUUGCCAGUCAUUCUGCUCGCAACGGAAUUUAGCUGGGUAGCUAGCUGCAUUGAUAAUAAUAGAGGUGCCCAAUCACAUGUAACAUUUAUAAAUUAAUAAUAAGUUAAACAGUGCCUUUCGCAGUAUUGACGAAAUGAAAGAAACCACAUCGAAACGGCGAGAGAAGCCCCGGGACAAAGCCGAGAAGAAACCUGAGCCAGGCCCCGAGCCUCAGGAUGUGGAGAUGCCGGAGGAAGAUGCUGCAGCCGCCGGGAAGCCUCAUAAGGAGUUGGACACGCUCACGCUUGAAGACAUUAAAGAGCACGUGAAGCAGAUCGAGAAGGCCGUGUCCGGGAAGGAGCCUCGCUUCGUGCUGCGCGCCUUGCGGGCCCUGCCCUCCACCAGCCGCAGGCUCAACCCCAACGUCCUGCACAAGGCCGUCUCCGGCUUCUACACCUCCAACGCCUCCGGCAAGGAGUUCCUGCUCGGCUUCCUGGAGGAGCCAAUGGACAUGGAGGGUGAUGUCCAGUUCCGGCCGAGGACGGGUAAGGCAGCUGCCACGCCCCUGCUGCCUGAGGUAGAGGCCUACCUGCAGCUCCUCGUGGUGGUUUACCUCACAAACAACAAGCGCUACGCAGAGGCUCAGAAGGUGUCAGACGACCUCCUGCAGAAGAUCAGCUCUCAGAACCGCAGGGCUCUGGACCUGGUGGCCGCCAAGUGCUACUACUACCACUCCAGAGUCUACGAGUUCCUCAACCAGCUGGAUGUAGUGCGCAGCUUCCUUCACGCCCGCCUCCGCACCGCCACGCUUCGCCACGACGCGGACGGCCAGGCCACGCUGCUCAACCUGCUGCUGCGCAACUACCUGCAGUACAACCUGUACGACCAGGCCGAGAAGCUGGUGUCCAAGUCCGUCUUCCCCGAGCAGGCCAACAACAACGAGUGGGCCCGCUACCUCUACUACACAGGUCGCAUUAAGGCCAUCCAGCUGGAGUACACUGAGGCCCGGAGGACGCUCACCAACGCCCUGAGGAAGGCCCCCCAGAACACCGCCGUGGGCUUCAAACAGACGGUGCACAAGCUCCUCAUCGUGGUGGAGCUGCUGCUCGGGGAGAUCCCGGACAGGCUGCAGUUCCGCCAGCCCUCGCUCAAGAGGUCCCUCAUGCCCUACUUCCUGCUCACCCAGGCCGUACGAACAGGGAACCUCGCCAAGUUCAACCAGGCCCUGGACCAGUUCGGGGAGAAGUUCCAGACCGACGGCACCUACACGCUCAUCAUCCGCCUGAGACACAACGUCAUCAAAACGGGUGUGCGCAUGAUCAGCCUGUCCUACUCCCGCAUCUCUCUGGCCGACAUCGCCCAGAAGCUGCAGCUGGACAGCCCUGAGGAUGCCGAGUUCAUCGUUGCCAAGGCGAUCCGCGAUGGAGUGAUCGAGGCCAGCAUCAACCACGAGAAGGGCUACGUCCAGUCCAAAGAGACCAUGGACAUCUACGGCACCCGAGAGCCACAGCUGGCCUUCCACCAGAGGAUAUCCUUCUGCCUGGACAUCCACAACAUGUCCGUCAAGGCAAUGCGGUUCCCGCCAAAAUCGUACAACAAGGACCUGGAGUCCGCAGAGGAGCGUCGGGAGAGGGAGCAGCAGGACUUGGAGUUCGCCAAGGAGAUGGCCGAGGACGACGACGACAGUUUCCCAUGAUCCUUUGGAGCGAUGACGCCACACCUUUUCUGGGCUUCUUUUUUUUUUUUUUUUUUUUUUUUUUUUUUUAAAACAACUUCUUUUGCACUGCUUACAGGUUGCCAGAGCAGUUCAGUCGAUCUUUGACUCCUUGGAAUAGGUGUUUACUAGACCUGGGUGAAAUACGUAUUUGUUUCGGAUUCAAAUACUUUUAUGUGCUCUAUUGAUCUUGCCUGGUGUAUUUGAGCCUGCCAGUAUGACCAGAAGGCGGGGUUUGCACUUUUUGAGAGUAUUUCAUUGGUUGCAAUACAUCAGUAAAGCAUUUGAAUACAAAAACAAAUGCAUAUUUGACCCAGGUCUGGUGUUUACUGCUAUCAUCUGUCUAGCCGGUCUGUUCAAAGAGGCAGUUGGUAAUUGAUUCAGUUCAGCAGAACUGAACUCGUUUGUUUUGUCUCUAUAAAACUGCAUGACAAAUUACAUUAUAAAACUGCAACAAACCAAGACGUCCAACAUUUGAGUGUUCUGAGAUAUUCAAGAUAUAUAUUUAUUGUUACAGCCACAUUACAACUUAAUAGUGAAACAUUUGGGGAAACAUUCAUAUUUGAGCAGUCAGAUCAAGGUGUCUCACGUAUACAGCUCAACUGGGAUGCCGGAACGUUUGUACUGCCCGUACAAUGUCCUUCCAUCCAAUCGUUUCCCCUUAUUAAGAAGUCUUGAGCUGCUGAUUUAUGCGUGAAUGCGGUGCCAUCAUGUAAUCCUUAAUAUGACAGAACGUCCACCGUCGUCCGUUAAUGAGGUUGGGUGGGUGCUGGAAAGGCAAGGUUUCUGUUAGCCAAGGGUUGUCACUGUCACACAAAACAAAAAAAAGUCACUGUCACCCUCUACCCAUCCUUGUAGAAUGAUGCAUUACUGUACCAGUCAGUGGGGAGAUGGAUUGUUUCAAUUAAAACGUUUUCUAUGUGUUAUAAUGA